Messenger RNA from Raphanus sativus (radish), 1203 nucleotides. RefSeq lists its product as uncharacterized. Gene Ontology annotation, molecular function: calcium ion binding. NCBI's taxonomy places the organism in Eukaryota, Viridiplantae, Streptophyta, Magnoliopsida, Brassicales, Brassicaceae. The transcript is spliced from 4 exons. Gene Ontology annotation, cellular component: endoplasmic reticulum. Gene Ontology annotation, biological process: endoplasmic reticulum calcium ion homeostasis. The record is from RefSeq and is a predicted model, not a curated record. Bases 1 to 681 code for a protein of 226 amino acids.
AUGGAGGAUGAAUCUCUAAUUGCUGCUGAAAUCAUAGAUCCGCAGACUCCAGAUCCAUCUGCUCUCGAAGACACUGACAUCGCCGAGAACAAGAAGAAGCUUUCCUCCUACACAGUCGUCUGCGUCUCGAUCUUAAUCGCAUACCUAAUCAACUACUUCCUCGGCAAACGCGCCAACGAGACCCUCGCUCUCUCCUGGGCCUCCAAGUUCGCUCUCAAGGACGUAAUCUUCGAGAAGAACUUCAGCUUGCUCGGCGUCGGCGAAGGAGAAGACUCUCCCUUGCUGCUCAAAGAAGCGACGAACGUGUUCAAGUUCUACGCGAGCGGGCGCAGGUACUGCCACGGGCUUCUGGCGACGUUGGAGUUGAAGAGCAGGCACAAUCUAAUCUCCAGGCUGUUUAAUUGCGCCGUGCCUUGUAAAGAUGAGAUUAGUUUCGAGGUUUAUAUGAAUGAUGAAGGUAUGGAUCAUGUGGUGUUUGCGUUGGCGAGGAAGAAGGCGGCAAAAGGGAUGUUAAAGGAGAUGAGGGAUCUGCAGAGGUUUGGUGCGAUGGUGGGUGCUCCUGGCGGGAGGAAGUGGGUGGCCGAGGAGUUGGCUGUGGUUUCUGAGUCUAAGGAGGUGGCUGGGGAUAUGAUCACUGAUGUUGUUCUUGAUCAGCAGCCUGCAAGGCAAUGGAAGGUGUAGAAGUAAUUAAUGGCUUUGGGUGCAAUAUGUCUUGCUCUUCCUACAAGAUUUUGUAUGGAGGAUUUCUUCCACAGGAAGAAGAAGAAGAGCGAGAACUGGUUAUUGUCUAGCUCUCAAGGUGUUUCUUGUUCUUGCAAGUCGAUGGUAUGGAUGCAUUUACUGUCAAACAAGCUUGCAAAUUUGCUAGGGAAUAUGCCUUAAAGAAUGGACCGAUAGUAAGGAAUGAUGAACCAGAGAAACUUAAAGAGGAUCAUUGUUUGCGUACAGAGCAGGGUGAUUGUAAUCAGAAAGAAACCACUUCCCUUUGCCGCAACAAUCAAGCAUGUAAUGAUGAUACUUUUGUGUCCCCCUCUGGGAAUUGUAGAGGUGGUUCAAAUCUCAUCCCACUUGCUACAGAGGCUCAAGCUGCUGCUCCUGGUUUGUUGAUAAAGUGGCAAACAUGAGAUCCUUUAGCAGCAACUCUAUGAUGGGUUUGUUCUCUAUGUGUUUGUUGAUCAUGUUUUUCUACAAUUUUUGGGAUUA